GAGAGGAGAGGGAGUCGCGCAGUUCCCACGGCGACCCGGCUUACGUAAGGCGCCUCGCGUGGGCAGGGGCUCUGGCCGCGUGCACAGAGCCUGCCCCGCCCCCGGCCGCUGAGGUUGCGGCCGUGCGCGGUCAGGUCGCCCACGCCUCGCAGGCGCCUCCGGCAGCCGAGCCUUGCGCUCGCCCCCGCGCGUAGCCGCCGCAGCUUGGAGCUCGCCGCCCCCAGACGCUGCUGGCUACCUGGCUGGCCGGCUGGCGGCGAAGGCGGUGGCCACGUUCCUUCGAGUGGAGCAUCAUCUCUCCUCCGCUCCUUCCCUCCAGGCCUGAGUCACCGAAGCCCCGCGGUUAUGAGCCCCGAGCCGGUCCCGUCGCCCCGGCCGGUGGUGCCGUCACCACGGGCGCUGGUGCCACCGCGACCGACGGCCCCGCAGUGUCCCCGCUGCAACUAUGGGGAGCCGUUUAUCCAGCGGCUGGAGAAAGGCAAUGAGGCCUACCGCGCAGGCCAGUAUGAAAUGGCAGCCGAGCUCUUCCGUUCCAUGCUGGCCGGCCUGGCGAAGCCUGACCGCAACCUGUGCCUGCGGCUGGGGGACGCGCUGGCCCGCGCCGGUCGCCUUCCCGAGGCCCUGGGCGCAUUCCGCGGGGCCGAGCGGCUCGGGGCGCUGCGGCCCGAAGAGCUGGGAGAGCUGGCGUGCGGCCUGGCGCGCGCCAUGGGCCUGCGCGAGCGGCGGCUGCCCAUGGGGAAGCCAGGCCCAGGCCGCGCACCCGUGGCGCCGGGCGAAGCACGGCCAUCCACGGCACCCCCAGCACCCCGCGUCUUGCUGGGCUGUCCUCGCUGCCGGAGACUGCUGUACAAGCCGGUGACCCUGCCCAGCGGAGUCACGGUCUGCAAGCGCUGCGUGGAUCUGGGGUCGCCCCGGCCGCAGCUGCGUCGCGUGAACGUGGUGCUGAGCGGCCUGGUGGAGAGGUGCUUCCCGGGCGAGUGCCGGCUGCGCAAACUGGCGGGCCAAGCGCGGAAUCUGCAGCGCCAGCAGCAGCUCGACGCCGCGCUGCUCAAGUGCGAGCAGGCCCUGGACCUGGCCCCUGAUGACAGUUCAUUACUGCUGCUGCGGGCAGAGUUCUGUUUAAUCAUGAAGAACUAUGAGCAGGCUCUGCAGGAUGCCCAUGUGGUCUGUCAGAAGGAACCUCUCUUGACCAAGGGACAUCACCUAAAAGCUCAAGCUCUUUCUGGAUUGGGAAGAAGUAAAGAAGUAUUAAAGGAAUUUAUCUACUGCCUUGCUUUAAAUCCUGAAUGUAACUCAGCGAAGAAAGAAACACAGAAGGUAUUGUGUGAGGUGUUUUUUCCAGCUUCAGAAAGUAUGAAUCAAAAUUUGGCAUCUUCCACCCAAAGCAGAUUAAAGGCUCAGUGUGACAGCCAAACAAAUGCCCAGUCUCCUGUGGAAGAAGAUGGCAGCACAGGCAGCUCUGAGAAUCCAUCUGAGAAAUCUGAUGUAUUUAGAAGUGCCAAUUCUUCAGUUUUAUAUUUUAUACUGGGUCUACACUUCGAAGAGGAUAAAAAAGCACUAGAACAUGUCAUCCCGGUAGCGCCCAGCUCUAGUUUAAAGAGACAGCUCCCAAAUGAUAUGGAGGAUGCACAAGACCUGAACACCCCUGGAAAAAUUCCUAAGAAAGAUGCAGAUUCUUCACCUCAAAGAAACAUGAACUCUAAGAUAGGAGAAGAUUCGGAGGAGCUCUUGAUAGACGCAACUGACUUUGAGUGUGCCCUUUGCAUGAGGUUGCUCUUUGAACCUGUUACUACACCCUGUGGACAUAUGUUUUGCCUAAAAUGCCUUGAGCGCUGCCUUGACCACGCCCCUCAUUGUCCACUGUGCAAAGACAAGCUUUCCGAAUUGUUGGCAACCAGAAAUUUUAAUAUAACUAUUCUGGCUGAAGAAUUAAUAUUUCAGUAUUUGCCAGAUGAGCUGUCUGAUAGGAAGAGGAUUUAUGAUGAAGAGAUGUCGGAACUAUCAAAUCUGACCAGAGAUGUGCCCAUCUUUGUGUGUGCCAUGGCCUUUCCCACUGUUCCCUGUCCACUCCACGUCUUUGAGCCUCGGUAUCGGCUCAUGAUAAGAAGAUGCAUGGAAACUGGCACCAAGCGAUUUGGCAUGUGUUUAUCUGCUGAGCAUGCUGGGAUUUCAGAGUAUGGCUGCAUGCUGGAGAUUAAGGAUGUUAGAACUUUUCCUGAUGGAAGUUCAGUUGUGGAUGCCAUCGGAAUUAGUCGGUUCAGAGUACUAAGCCACCGUCACAGAGAUGGCUAUAACACAGCGGACAUUGAGUAUCUGGAAGAUGAAAAGGUGGAAGGUCCAGAGUAUGAAGAACUUACUGCUCUUCAUGAUUCUGUUUAUCAACAGUCUGUUUCCUGGUUUACAUCUCUCCAGGAUCACAUGAAAGAACAAAUUUUAAGUCAUUUUGGGUUAAUGCCAGACAGAGAACCUGAGCCUCAGAGCAAUCCUAGUGGUCCUGCCUGGUCCUGGUGGAUCCUGGCAGUGUUGCCAUUGGAACGCAAGGCUCAGCUGGCCAUCCUGGGCAUGACUUCCCUGAAAGAGCGUCUGCUUGCUAUCCGACGCAUAUUAGUCAUCAUCACACGUAAGAUGAAUAAUCGCCAAGAACUGGCUAAUAACAGGGAGAGAAAUAAUUGAUUUUCUCUCUGUGUUAAAGUUUCUGGAAGUCCCUGUGCUUCUAUGAGUGCCAGGCAUGGACAAAUAUCCAUCCCAUUUAUUGUGCUUUGUAAAAUGCUUGUUGCUAAGCUUAUAAAAUGGGACACUUGCCAAGCGCUGACUCCUAUUCACAAUUUACAAGUCAGUGCCUGGUGGAAUCUGACACUGUACAAGGUUAGCCUGAAGUUCAAAUGGAGCUCAUAGUUGGAAAACCACCUAAGAAAAUAAAAUCUCUUUGAAGCACAUGCUUCAGGAAUAUAGUUCACUGCCAGCAUGAGACAGCCCAGAUGGUUUACAUGUGGCUUAGGUGGCUUCACAAGAAAAGAGAAUGCCGGUCCUAGUCAGUAUCUGCCCGAUGGGAAAUGUGUGUGUCAGUGGCUAGACAGUAAGGGGAAGCCACAUUUUAAUUCAGAAACAGAUCUGGUAGAACCCAGGCUAACCAAAGAUGCACUAGGCUUUGUGUGUUGCUGUGAAAUUGUCUGUGAAAUUGAAGAAUCAAACCAUUGUCCAGUGCAGGAUCCAAAAUUAAUCCUCACUCAAGAAGUAGUAGUUACUAGAUAGAGCUGUGUUUACUGUCCUGUUUUAGUUCUAGGUGUUGUAAAGUGCAUGUUAUAAUCAAAUGAAUGUCAAAAUACAAGAUAUAUCUUGGAUAUAGAAAAUUCUGAGAAUAGUCUAGUAAAGUUGAGACUAUAUAUUUACACACACUGAAUAAACAGUGAACAAAAGUAAGUUAAAACUUUAUGUAUUGGGAUGUGAAACAUAUAGCCAAAGUAGUACAAAGAAAUCAUUGAAAGCAGAGCCCUGUCUUAUUGAUUCAGUAGAUUCUGAACACUUAGGAAACAGGAUUUGCAUUAGAAAUUAGUCCCAUCAGUAAAUUUUAGUCUACUGUCCCUCCACUAAUAUAUGAAGACACCAUGAAAUGGUAAUCUGUCUCUUACAGGGAAAUAUGCCAGAACAUACCAGGAGAGGCGGUAUGAGGUGUAAAUAUUCAAAAAGUUUCCCCAACACCAUGCUAAAAUUACUUGGUUUUUUGAAACAAUGUUUUACAUUUAUUAGACCAGGCAUUGUCAGUUAAAGAACAUUAGGUAUUGCUUCCAUCCUCUAAUGCAUGCUGGUAAGGUUGAUUGGAAUAAAUGUAUGAGAUACUCAGAUGUUCUCACUGUCCCAGCCAGCUGGUGCACACAGUUGGCUUCUUAGUCUCUAAGGUGGACAUCCUUCGCUAAAAGACAAUGGGAACUAAUGAGCACAUCACAGCUACAAGUCUUGCUUUAUUCAUUCAAGGUAUGUGAUUUUCAGGUUUGAAAAAUAUAUAUUUCAUAAUACAGAAUGUUGAUGAAUUACCAAUCCAUCAUGCAUCUUAUUAUAAAGAACUUAUAAUCAUAUUUUUAAUUUAUUUCAUUGUUGGAGGUUUCAGUAGCUAAAACUCAGUUGCAUCAUGGAAGUUAGAAGAGACUACACUUGUGAAACUUAAUCAUAAAGAGGAAAUUUGAAAGGAUAUGCCAGCCCAGUGUUUCAAGUGCUUCGUUUAUACAUCUCAGAUUACAUCUUGAGUGUAUUUUAAGGUCCAUUUGUGAUACUGUGUCUACAGCUUGCUAGGCAGAGGUUCUACCACUUGAGCCAUACCCCCAGCUCAAUGGCAGUUUGACUAAUUCAUGUACUAACAGUAGUAGUCAGCUAUCAUAGGCACUGUAACCUAAUCUGACCUCUUAAAGUCAAUCUGCAUUUCACAUGUAGAAGACCUUUACUAGAAGUGACUCACAAAAAUUAAUAGAUAUUGGCCAUUUUCUUUCAGACAGAUUUUUGUACCUUAAAAAAACAUAUGAAGAGUUGUUACUGCUAUUUCUGUUCAGAAGUGCUGAAUAAUCACAGUGUGGUAACAAUUCCUCCUGGAGUUUCUAUGCUCAGAGUUUCCUAUAACAUUUGGACGUUUUUGCUUUCUCAUCCUCACUUGCUCAGUGUCCUAACACACAGUUCUUACAAUCAGAACCAUUAAGUUGUUUCUUCCUGGUUCUAUUGCCUCUUUUGAGUCUUCUCAGUCUAAAUGUUCUUACAGAAAAGCCUGCAUAACAAUAAUGAUGCAGAUGAAAGCAACACCACUGUUUUUUGUUUUGUUCUUGAUACCAAAGGGAGUUCAGUAUAUCUCAGUCUCCUCAGUCUCAGCCUCAUCUCUGUUUAGCAUCAAACCUCCACCCCUCUUGGCACAGUAGGAGUCUAGCAGUAUAUGCUGAGUGCCUGGGUGAGAGAAAGGAACCAAGGUUACAGUACUCCACCAUCAUGUUAUGAAGAAAGCCUCUUUUCACAAACUUGAAAAAACAAAGAGACCCAAACUCUAGUUACAAAUCUAGAUAAAGCACAACAGUCUACUUUCUCUCCCCUAUCUCUACCUCCUUCCACUUCUUUUCUGUCAGGAAGAUGUUGUUUCUAAGGAUUUCUCAGAAAAUAAUUUGAUCUCUCAUUCAAAGCCAAGGGCAUUCCUGUUUAAUUUUACUGAAAGCCUCCUAACACAAAUGUUCUAAUUGCACCAGAAUUUAAAAGCAGAAAGAGCACUAAUAGUGCAAGGGAGUUACUCUUCUUCUUGAUACACAGUGCUCUGCUAGGUGAUUUUCAUUCACUCUCUUAAGUGGCAUGGCUCACCGUUCUCCACCUGUACAUGACUUUGAAGUGCAGCUGAGAUCCUGACAAGCAGCAUUCUAAACCCAAGACACUUUAGCAUAUCCCAUCCCACGUCCCAGUUUCAGAACUGAAAUAAUGUUUCAAAUGAAAAUAAUUUAAAAAUUUAAGGUGUAUCCAUGAAUCACAAUAAUUUUAAGAAAUUUAUCAAAUACUAUACUGUUACAUCAUUUUUAUGAUAAGUAUCUUUUUUUCUCUCAAAUCACCUCCUAGCGUCCUCCCCCCCAAAAAAUCCCAUCAAGAUGGCAUAGUAUAUUUUAUCUCAGUUAUUAUAUUUAUCAAGUCUUACCACAGGACUUUGAAUUAUCAGGGAACAAUUAAAGUUUAUGGAUGAACCAUGAUACUAUCAUUUUAUUAGAAAAUUAAUUGAAAACUGGCAGUGCUACAAUCAAAAUGCUCUAUUGCUUAGCCUAGCUGUAUUACAUGAAUUUUAAAAAUAAUUUUAAGUCACUUUUUAAAAAAUACCCAUCUUCUCUUUUUUUUCCUCUGUCAUAUAAAUUACUUAAGUAAGUACCACUCUUUAAAUUUUACAUGCUAAGUUUCAAAUAAGAAAGAAGAAAUGUGAAAGAUAGGAAUAAGAGAGAUAUUGCAAAAGAGAUUAAAAUAAACACGGGUGAUUCCUUUUGGUUGAAAGCAUGGGCUCCUGCUCUUCCCAGAAUGGCUGUGGGGUAGGGUAGAGUAGGAAGUCCCUGUCUCCCAUUUGGUAACUUGUGUAGCAAAUAGGAGUUCUUCCUCUUUAGCACCAUCUCACCUCAAAGGCAUGUUGUGAUACUGUGGUUCACCAACCUUAACAACCCAGGGAAGUAAGUUCUGAAUGGGUGUGUAAACCACCAUACAGGAGCAAACUGAACCCUGAAUGUUGUCACCUCUUGACUACUGGGGACAGACCCAGCAUUCUGAGCAUUGACUUUUGACUCCCAGGAGAAAGUCUCUGCACCUUUACAACUCCUCACCACCUAACUUCACUUUGACUCUCAUCUCUCAACUGCUGAGUCCUAUAGCAUAGCCUUUUAGUAGUGUUUCUGCUUUUAGGGGAGCCUGAAUAUUAGAAUACUGCAGUAGCACAAAAGAAGAAAGAAAUUAAAUUGCCAUAUUGGGGACUUUAGCCCUAGAUUAUGCCUGGGUCUUAAUUUAUAAAGGUGACUGAUGGCACAGAGGGUUCAAUGCCACUGAAAGAAAAGUUUACUCUUCUAGUUCCUCUACAAAGGAGAGGCACUGUGUGUUAAGCAGGACAGUAUAGAGCAGGCUGAAGCAGGAAUGAGGGGAAAGCAUAGCCCAGACCCUUAAUUGUUUUCUUCAGGAAAGUCAGGGUUGGACAGAGACAGCUUAGAUCUUUGGAAUUAUGUUAUGAGCUCUAGAUUAUCUGACUGUUCUUUACUUGUCUGGUACCUACUCUGGGUGAUUGGAGCAGAGGCGUAUUGCCUCCUGAUAGAGGAGCCAAAUAGAUGAGGUGAGUUGGAAGUAUGGACUCUGGACUGGUUAGUUUGUAGAGGGAAGGCAUGCUCCUGGGGUGCCCUCUGUCAUCUCUUAGAAUUGAUUUAGCCCUGGAACGGGCAGGCUUUCCCAGUGAGACCCCAACAUGUCAAAACACCAAGAAUGAGAAAAGAAUAUGGUUAUUAGAAGCUCAUUCUGGCCUGUUUGGAUAGAGGUGUAUGGUCUACAAAUGACUAGGUUUUUCUCUGCAAAAGAAUAUUAAAUAAAAAACUGGUAUGAGUUAAAAUUACAUAUAUGUGUGUGUGUGUGUGGCAUUAUUGGGGUUUGGACUCAGCCUCACACUUGCUAGGCAGGCACUCUACCAUGUGAGCCAUGUCACCACCCUUUUUCCUUUCGUUAUUUUUGAGAUAGGUUCUCACUUUAUGCCUGGAUCUACCUGGACUGCAGUCUUCCUGUUUAUGUUUCCCUGAGGAACUGGGAUGACAGCCAUGUACCACCACACCUAAACAUGGUUGAGAUGGGGUCUUGUGACCUUUUUACCUUUGUCAACCUUGAAACUGCCAUCCUUCUAAUCCCUGCCUCCUGAGUAGCUAGGAUUACAGGUUUUGACCAUCAUGCCUGGCUUGCUAUGAGUUAAAUUUAGCCAAGUUUAUUUCAGCAAGAAAUAAGUUCUAGAACCAGGCAGCAAUCUAGACCCAGGAUGACUCAGAAUGAUCCCCCUACACCCAAGUUGGUAAGUUGCAUUUAUAAUCAGAAAAACAGCAGCGGUCAUGCAGAGAAUUACCUGGUUGGUGCAGUUCUCAUAUUUGCCUUAUUUGAGCAUAAUUGGAAGCCUUAUCCUGGGGUUGGCUGAAGUUUCAGCUGUUACAAUUGACUGAACUCAGUUACUUGGUUACUGUGGUGUACAUGUAGGUGACAAUUUUCCUUGCGCCCUUCAGAAAGGCUUUGGAAGGAGCUUUAAUAUUCUUUUCGAUUCCUUCCAUUUUGUUUCUGUCAUCCCUUCUCAAGCUUUACUAGGUCUCAUGUCAUGUAAAUAAAUUGGUAAAGGUCACAAAGUCCUGAAUUCUAAUCUCCUAUAAGAAUCUAAAGUCCUUGGUAAAUUUUUGCAGAUUUUUUUUUUUUGACUCGGGAAGGCUCUUACAAUGGAGUAAAAGCAGUUAAGACAGGCAGAUUUGGUCAGAAGGUCUCACUUUAUAAGGCGUGUGUUCAGCUUCCUCUUUUUCAUUCUCAAGGCAGGAAGACAGUUGGGCAUAAUGGGUCAGUGUACCCAGUAUUUAGGUAAAGAUGGAUGGAGACUAGGUGCCAAUCAACAGAAGAAUGAAUAAAGAAAAUGUGGUAUGGAGUCACAGUGGAGUAUUACUCAGCCACGAAGAAGAAUGAAAUUAUGUCAUU
Molecule: messenger RNA, 8187 nt
Organism: Castor canadensis (American beaver)
Lineage: Eukaryota; Metazoa; Chordata; Mammalia; Rodentia; Castoridae
Gene: Lonrf2
Product: LON peptidase N-terminal domain and ring finger 2
Molecular function (GO): ubiquitin protein ligase activity; protein binding
Source: RefSeq, a predicted model, not a curated record